AAUUCCAUCACCAGUGCUUUACUGCGCAGGCGCUAGAAGGCCUCCCCACGGAAGCGGAUAUUUUCCAUGGAGCAUGCGCGUUGUGCUUCGGAAGCCGAAUGUGACGUCAGUCGUGAGUGUCAGCGUUUAGCAGAACCUGGGGACACAGCUUUCUGCAGUAAAGGUGUGGGAAACUACGGAGUCCAUCUACCUGAACUGGAAUAUUCACUUUCUUUCCGCCGAUGCCGUCUGAGUUGAGAAUCUCAAAAGCACAUUUAUCAGCAAGAAUUCCAAACAAACAUUUCAUCAGGGCCUGAGAAUGACUCAAUUCAUUGAGCCUGACUAACAUUACACCAUUUUCAGUGGGGAGAAACUGUAUCUGUGUCCUGUGUAUGGGCGAGGAGUCAGCUGAUCAUCCAAUAUGGAGAGACAUGAUGACACCUGCACCAAGGAGAAACCAUGGAAAUGUGUGGACUGUGGGAAGGGAUUCAAAUACCCAUCCCGGCUGGAAACUCAUCGACACAGUCACACUGGGGAGAGGCCGUACACCUGCUCUAAGUGUGGGAAGGGAUUUACACGGGCUUUUGAUCUUCUGAAACAUGAACGUACUCACACUGGGAUGAGGCCGUUCAUCUGUCCUGAGUGUGGGAAGGGAUUCAGUGACUCAUCCUACCUGCUGACACACCAGCGUUUCCACACUGGGGAGAGGCCAUUCCCCUGCUCUGAGUGUGGCAAGGCAUUCUCUCUCUUAUCAAACCUCCGGGCACACCAACUGGUUCAUACUGAUGAGAGACCUUUCAAGUGUACACAUUGUGAGAAGAGCUUUAAAUGCAAACGUGAAGUGCUGACACAUGAACACAUUCAUACUGGGGAGAGGACAUUUCCUUGCUCCAUGUGUGGGAAACAAUUUCUCCGUUCAAAAAGCCUUCUGAGACAUCAGCGAAUACACGUUGGUGAGAAGUUGUUACCCACUGCCUCGUGGGAAAGCAUUUACACAGUCAGCCCACCCUCUGAGACACCAGCGAGUUCACAAGCGAUUGCAGAGCAGAUAUCUGUUGCUGAUGUUGUUAACAAACCUUCGAUUGAUCCAGCUCCCUGGAGGACUGAGUGAUCCAUGUGAUGGAGGAUUGAUCCAUCCCCUGAAGGACAAGACGGAGAUGCAGUGGUACAGGGAAAUCCGUGCUGCUUAUGGUGUGAUCUGGAGAAGGGUGGCAUCGUGUAACUUUAAACGCCAGAAGUACAGACAGAGAGAGAAAGAAAGAGAGAGACGUUGUAAGUUUAAUUCAUUGCAAUUAAUUAAUUCAUUCAAAGUGUGUGCCAUUGCAGACAGAACUGGGGGCACACACACAGUGACAUACGAGGCUCAAAACCAGAUUUAUGGGCAUGCAUACACAUUGACAGAGAGAUACACAGACAGGUCACACCAACACACCGAGACAGCAACACAGACAUAGACAGAGAAAUAGCAACAAACACGGGCUCUCUCAAAAACAUCCAUCUGGAGAUACAUUGAAACAUACUAUCCCUCAGUAUAUUGUUAGGGUUGAUGUGUUUAAUAAACUCAAGUUCAUUUGUACAAUAACUAGUGUUAAUUUGUAUAAUACAUCUGUGGUAAUCACUAUUUGUUUGUAAAAUGGAUUGAUUCAUUUUUGAAAUUGUCAGAAACUAAUUAGAAGUAAACUUGCUGACUUGUUCAUUUCAGAGCACUUAUAUGUUGUGUUGAUCUGUGUGAAAAUCAUGUAUUCUCUUGUGAAAUAAAUGUUCAUUAAUAGCA
This is a messenger RNA of Chiloscyllium plagiosum (whitespotted bambooshark), 1753 nucleotides long. Lineage: Eukaryota; Metazoa; Chordata; Chondrichthyes; Orectolobiformes; Hemiscylliidae. The record is from RefSeq and is a predicted model, not a curated record.